Ilex paraguariensis (yerba mate) is the source of this 306-nucleotide messenger RNA. NCBI's taxonomy places the organism in Eukaryota, Viridiplantae, Streptophyta, Magnoliopsida, Aquifoliales, Aquifoliaceae. The record is from the annotation of a GenBank genome assembly.
AUGAUCCCUUAUGACUGCAAUUCGAUAAACAACCAAAUCAGCACUAAAGAUCAAAAUGCAACUUUAAAGUUUAAACAGAAACAACAUAAUCACAUACAGAGAUCAUUAAUAUGGACUAUUACAAGAACACAAUUAGUAAUUCUAAAUCAAAUUUCUAGUGAAGACAAAUACAAUAAACGUGGCACUCAUCCCAAUCCAAUCACUGUGGUAAUAAAAUUCAUACCUGAGCCUAACAUCCUCCAAAUUCCCCAAUUCCUCAACCCCAAUUUCCCAAAAAUUGAAGUCCAAUUAGAACACCCUAGAUAA